Molecule: messenger RNA, 3608 nt
Organism: Pseudophryne corroboree (corroboree frog)
Lineage: Eukaryota; Metazoa; Chordata; Amphibia; Anura; Myobatrachidae
Product: leucine-rich repeat and fibronectin type III domain-containing protein 1-like protein
Exons: 5
Coding region: 1288-3225 (645 amino acids)
Molecular function (GO): protein binding
Source: RefSeq, a predicted model, not a curated record
UUGCAGCUUUAAGUCAGAUGGUGGGAGUGCGCCUGCUCUCUUACAUAUGUAUGAAGAGGAUCAUACUCCCCCACAUCCAGUCUGCCAGAGACAGGCUCAAAGGAGGAACAUUGAGCUGCUGCAGAGACCUGACAGCUGAGAGCUUAACACAUCUCUGGGGUAUAAAUACAGCAAGAGCCAGGGGCUAUCCAGUGCCCCCAUCCCUGCUCAUAUAUUAAUGAGGCCAGUAGCAGAGUGCUUGUAAUUUGGACUCGUGACAGGGUUCUGCUUGGACCUGGGACAUAUAUAUUUCAGUCAUCUGCACCCAGCAGAUUGCACAGGCUGAACAGAGAGGUGCUGUGCUCUCUUGCAACAAGCUGGAUUAUGCGUAUCACCACAAUGAAUAUUAUCUGAUGCAGCCAAUCUUGGCAGGAUUCAUUCAGUACUGGAAUAAUCAGGAUAUGCAAGAAUGAAGAGGUCCUGGCCAUUAUCAUGUUUGAAAGACUUGGCUGCUUCUCUCAGGACCCCCUAAGCAUCUAGACGUCCUGCUCGCACACACUUCCCAGAUUGUUACCUCCUCCCUUACGCCCCCGUGUGUUGUGUAGUCUAAGAGUGUAUCUUGUGCUGAAAUUCCAGACCUGAUAGAUCAAUAUAUCUACAGCACACCAUUAUCCAAAGCAACAAUGCACCCUGGCCAAUUUCUCCUCUGAAACAACAGCAUAAUAUUGGCAUCUUCCUCAGUAGACCAAGCUUAGAACAUGACCAACUUCUGAGUACCAUGCUAUGACCAUCACGGCCUUCUUUGCAAGAACCAAACUCUGACCACAGUCUUCUAAGGACCACAUUUAUUUAAUUCAUAAGUAUUACCAACCACCUUCUUCUUCAGUCUAGGAUGACACCUUGCCCAGCUUCUUCUCCCUCUUCAAUUUAACUUCACAACCUGCUCACCUUUUCUUCAAGACCUAUCUAAUACACUGUCCACCUCCUUCUCAAGACCAACUUUAUACUACUUCCCAGAGACACUGUAGCUCAUGAAUUGCAAUAAGAUGAGACUUGAGCGGUCCGGUGGAUUUUAUUCAGCUGCUGGCUUUAAUGACCUUACAUAAUAUCUGUUGUGUUGAUGCAAAUCUACACGAUCUGGUGUGGAGUGAUCCUCAAACUACAAUCAGGUCUAAAGUGCUUUUGAAGAUGAGACGCUUGGAUCUCUCCCUGGGGCAAUGAGCUGACACGCCAUCCUUCUGGGGACCCUAUUACAAAACCAUAUACCCAAAAUGUGAGCCGUCAAGAACACAUAUCAGCUCCUGAAUCAUGAAGGGGUUCAUCCUCUGGAUUAUCACACUCAUCCUGUGUGUAGCAGCUGCACAGAUGUGCCCCAAAAGAUGUCUGUGCCAGAACCUUGCCCCUUCCUUGGCAAUCCUGUGUGCCAAAACUGGACUCCUGUUUGUCCCUUCAGUAAUAGACCGGCGGACAGUGGAGCUGAGACUCACUGACAACUUCAUCACAGUGAUUCGCAGAAAAGACUUCACUAACAUGACCCGGCUUCUUCACCUCACACUGUCUAGAAACACCAUCAGCCACAUCACACCUUACACCUUUGCUGACCUUCGUGGGUUACGGGCCCUACACCUGGACAACAACCGUAUCCUUUCCAUGGGAGAUGAGCAGCUUAGAGGACUACAAAACCUGAGACAUCUUAUCCUCAGCAACAACCAACUCAGCAAUAUCACUCCAGGGUCAUUCCAGGAUUUUGUGAGCACCUUGGAAGAUCUGGACCUCUCUUACAACAAUCUGGCUCAGAUUCCCUGGCAGACCAUCUCGAAACUGACCAAUGUAAAUUCUAUGAGCCUUGAUCACAACUUGAUUGACUUUGUUCCUGGAGGUGUCUUCACUAACCUUCACAAACUGGCUAGGCUGGACAUGACAUCAAACAAACUGAAGACUAUCCCCCCAGAUCCUUUAUUCCUACGCAUCCCAGUCUAUGCCAAGUCCAAAGGGUCACCCCUCUCAUCGCUUGUCCUGGGGUUUGGGGGAAAUCCUUUGCACUGCAAUUGUGAACUGCUGUGGCUCAGACGGGUGACUAGGGAGGAUGACUUAGAAACCUGUGCAUCGCCCCCUAAUCUUUUAGGGAAAUAUUUCUGGAGUAUAGCGGAAGAAGAAUUCAUGUGUGACCCUCCCGUGGUCACCCACCACUCUCCUAACAACUGGGUCAUGGAGGGAGAGGCGGUUGUCCUGAAGUGCAAAGCUGUUGGUGACCCAGAGCCUUCCAUUCACUGGGUGUCACCAGAGGGAAAAGUUGUUUCAAAUUCCUCUCGAGCUGUCUCUUUUGAGAAUGGAACACUUGAGAUUGCCAUCACUACCAUCAGAGACAGUGGCUUGUUUACGUGCAUUGCCUCAAAUACUGCUGGGGAUGCCACAGCAGCUGUAGGGUUGACCGUGAGCCCCUUGCCUCACCCUGCCAAUGCCAGUCAACGGAUGCACAGACCAGAUAAGGGGCCUUCGGACAUCCUCACACAAGCUAAGCCCGGAGCAUCUAAUAAUGAAUCUAUCAGCCACCCAGAGCGAAGGGUGAUCACGGCAGAGCUGAGUCACAAGUCAGCUCUGAUACAGUGGUUUUUAGAUCUGAACAUACCUGGGAUUAGGAUGUAUCAAAUCCAGUACAACAGCUCCACAGAUGACAGUCUAAUUUACAGGAUGAUUCCCCCCAGUAACAGAAGCUUCUUGGUCAAUGACUUGGCUCCUGGACGUGAAUAUGAUCUCUGUGUCCUGGCUGUCUAUGAUGAUGGAAUGACCUCCCUGACUGCUACUCGUGUGGUGGGAUGUGUCCAGUUCAACACCAAGGAGGAGAGUGGACAGUGCCGGCCGCUCCAUACCCAGUUUCUAGGAGGCACCAUGAUUAUCAUCAUUGGAGGAAUCAUAGUAGCUUCAGUGCUGGUGUUCAUCAUCAUCCUUAUGAUCAGAUACAAAGUGUACAGUGGCCAGGAGGAAGGAGGCAAAGCCAGGGUCAGUAAUGUGUAUUCUCAAACCAAUGGGCAACAAGGCAUGGCCUGUGCCAAUUCCUGUGCCAAGUUGACAGGGGCUCCAGAGGAACUGCCAUUAAGUACAGAUUUCACCACAGAAGGAGAGGCGUCACCCGGCACAAAGCCAGCACAGAAUGCCUGUGAGCUGAGAAGCAGCACGUCCCGACAAGGUUUAACAAAUUCUACGGAGAAGAGGCAGUCUUGUGAGUGGACAGACAUCAACAUCUGAUGGAGCCUCUACCUAGGACGAAGAGUUGGCUGGUUGCGGAAUGCCGGAAGCCAUCGAAGAUAUCAGAGGGUUAAAAGCUGAUUCAUCGCGAAAGGGUUUGAACGCCUGACCCUCUCACCUGCAGCCGGAACGCUGUUACGGACUUGUUUCCAUGGAAAUGAGCUGGAUAAAGUUUUCUGACAGACCCCUCCUCCUCUUCUUUUCACAUUCUUAUAAACAUGGUCACCACCCCCAGAACAUGAAAAACUCUUUACCCCAGACUACCUUGGACAGUAAUGUUACCGAAUCCAUUUGUAAUUUCCACUAGUACUGAAAAUGUUUUCUAGAUUUUUAUAUAUAUUUUGUAACUCACCCAGAUAUUUUGUAAUAAAAUCUCUCCAGAA